UGCAGAUGCUUGGCCUCGGAUUUCAAAACCACAAAGGAAAUGGCUAUGUUGGCUUUUUUUUCUCCCUUACUUCCUUUCUGUGUAACAUGCUAUAAUGGGUUAGAAGUGACAACAAGGAACAAACACAUUUUAUAACGGAUUCGUACAGAUUUAGCUGCAAGCAAACAGAUUUAUCACUAAAAUGACAAACUGCACAAAUAUCUACAUGGUGCUAAGCAGCACAGAGAAGGUGGCCAUUGGCACGAUCUGUCUCAUGAUCGCACCCUUCAGCCUCCUGGUCAAUGUGCUUGUUCUGGUUGUCAUAGCCAGCUCUGGGAACCUGAGGCGACAUCCGUCAUACCAGUUUAUGGGCAGCUUGGCACUAGCUGACACCAUUGCCAGCUGCUGUUUCACCAUCACCUUCCUGGAUUUCCACCUUUUUAAACAGGACGACUCUUUUCCGAGAACAAAGUAUCUGCUUCAGCUGAGUGGCGUGACCAUGGCGUUUACGGGCUCGGUUGGAAGUCUGCUUUUGAUGGCAGUAGACCGCUAUCACGCCAUCUACAAGCCUAUUACCUACAAGAUGCAGCUGACACGGAAAAGAGCCUUGGUGGGAAUUCUGACAUUAUGGCCCUUGGCUGCCCUCAUUUCCCUCCUUCCUCUGAUGGGCUGGAGUUGUCAGACUUGUCUAUCGUGCUCGCAGUCCCAUCUCUUUCCGUACGUGGAUCGUAACUACCUUGCAUUCUUUGCCUGUCUUGUGUUGGUGGUGCUCGUCCUCAUACUGGUAGCCUAUGCCUUGAUUGUGUGGUGGGCCCACCAACAUGAAGCCAACAUGAACGUUGAACAUCCAGGGCUAGCACGCAUGCGCAUUGACAUCCAUUUGGCAAAGACUUUUAGCUGUAUAAUUCUGAUUCUGUUGGUGUGCUGGCUGCCUGUCCUUUCCUUCAUGAUGACAGAUGUUGUUACGACAGAGCUUUCAAAACCACAGAAAAGGGCAUUUGCUUUCUGCAGUACUCUAUGUCUGCUGAAUUCAGGCAUUAACCCAUUGCUAUACACCCUGCGCUGCCGUGAGCUACGUGCAGCACUUAAAUCAUUAGUAAAUGGUUUAAUGAGAAGCAAGGGUGGUUGUUCACCUAGUAACUAAUACCAGCUAGUAAACAACAUUUAGCUAAUAAACAGGAGUUACAGUAUAGCUCCCCCUAGUGCAUUGCCUGGCCAAAAAAAAAAAAGUCCCUGUUUGGAUUUAAAUAGGCAAAUGAGUCAAUGA
Messenger RNA from Rhinichthys klamathensis goyatoka, 1246 nucleotides. Its product is annotated as cannabinoid receptor 2. Bases 182 to 1123 code for a protein of 313 amino acids. Gene Ontology annotation, cellular component: membrane. Gene Ontology annotation, molecular function: cannabinoid receptor activity. The record is from RefSeq and is a predicted model, not a curated record. Gene Ontology annotation, biological process: cannabinoid signaling pathway. The transcript is spliced from 2 exons. Lineage: Eukaryota; Metazoa; Chordata; Actinopteri; Cypriniformes; Leuciscidae.